Messenger RNA from Helianthus annuus (common sunflower), 625 nucleotides. RefSeq names its product protein diaphanous homolog 1-like. The record is from RefSeq and is a predicted model, not a curated record. The coding region runs from base 36 to 434 and encodes 132 amino acids. The transcript has a single exon. Lineage: Eukaryota; Viridiplantae; Streptophyta; Magnoliopsida; Asterales; Asteraceae.
ACCAUUUCUACAACAAUUACAUUCUAACUCUCAAAAUGUCUUCCACAACCCUCAUUGCCUUUUCCCUUAUUGUCACACUAGUUUUCUCUAACAACCUCCAAACCAUCGCGGCACGUCGCCUCUCGUCGAUCCCUGGAGUCCCUGGUCUCCCCUCGUCGAUCCCUGGAGUCCCUGGUCUCCCCUCGUCGUUCCCUGGAGUCCCUGGUCUCCCCUCAUUGCCACCGUUUCCCGGUUUGCCUCCCUUCACCCCAUCCAAUGGCCUCCCUACAUUGCCAACGCCUCCCUUCACCCCACCCACUGGCCUCCCUACACUACCAUUGCCUCCGUUUAACCCGUCGCUUCCCAACUUCCCGUUCCCUAUCGGUACACCCUCUAUUGUUCCGCCGGUUGCAGGGAUAUUCACUCCUCCAGUAGCUGGAACCGUUAAUCCAUGAAGUUUUACGUAGGCUACAUGGAUAUGUUAUUAUUUUCCAUAAUAUGGUGUUAUUAUUAUAUAUGUAAUGUUUGAUGUUUGAUGGUUAUAAUUCAAGAUUAUGACUGUGGAGAUUAUGUAUGUUGGAUUCCUAGAGCUUUAAAGAUUGUUUAAUCGUUUAAAAUGUGUUGGGUUUUGGUUUUGAUGUUUUAA